Messenger RNA from Oldenlandia corymbosa var. corymbosa, 966 nucleotides. The record is from the annotation of a GenBank genome assembly. NCBI's taxonomy places the organism in Eukaryota, Viridiplantae, Streptophyta, Magnoliopsida, Gentianales, Rubiaceae.
AUGACGAAAUCAUUAGCAGCAGCAACUGACGAAGUUCCUGACGUGAAGCUUGAAGAAGAAGAAGAAGUUGGUGGUGGACAUGUUGAUAUUCCAAAAGACAUAAUUUUUACCAUACUUGCGGAGCUUCCGGGAACCAUAUUUACAGAGUCCGAACCAAACCCACCAAAUCCUCGGAAUCCAAAAAGGAGAAACCAAAUCAUUCAGCAUUUGGAGGGAUUCCCCCCUUCUUCCUACAAUCCAAUUAUGGAAUUCGGCCCUUCACUGAUGCCCGAUUUCCCCAACGAAAUUGCCAUCGAUAUCCUCUUAAGACUACCAGUGAAAUCCUUGGGAAAAUUCAAUUGCGUGUCGCAAUCAUGGCUUUCUCUGAUCUCAAGUCCAACAUUCAUCAAAACCCAUCUGUCAUUAGCAUCUGGAAGGGAUGAUUUUGAGCACCAUCGCCUCAUCUUCAGCGUGUGUUUGAAGCAGAUGCAACAUCACGAGGUGCAUUCUGUUAAUUCUCUACUGCACGAGGGAUCCUCUGAAACGAGCCCUACUGGGUCUUUAGGCUUUUUUGAAAUAGAUUAUCCAGUUCAGGGUAAGAAGGCAUUUUUGCUGAAGUUUAGGAAACUGCCUAAACUGGAUUUGGAGGAUGUAAAAUGGGGUUACUUUGGAGAUAGACUUGGAUUUGGUUUUGAUGCUCUGAGCGAGGAUUAUAAAGUGUUUAUGGUAUCCGGGUUUUCCAAUGCAACCUAUGUGUACAGUCUCAAGACUAAUGCUUGGCGCAAGAUUGAGAAUUUUAAGAAUGGGAUUGCAGAUUUUGAGGAAGAGUAUGAGGGAUUCGGUACUGCGGGAGAGCCCUCUGUUGGGCUGUCAUGGAUGGAGUGUAUGAUUGGAAAAUUGCCAGCUUCGAUUUGCAGAAGGAAACUUAUGAAGUCAUGGAACGGCCUAUUAACCCGGAGGGUUUAUGUGAUGGAUUUGGAGAAUUAG